AUGCGUUUGACAGCUAUUCUAUUUACCUCAGUCACUUUAUUAUCAACCACAUACGCAGCAACACUCGAAAAAAGGUGUAACUUAAGAAGAGAGCCUAUCACCGUCAAAAAUGGCUUGCCUCUUGGUGAAGUAAAAGUUGGUUCACCACCACAGUCAUUUCGAGUAUUAUUCGAUACAAGCAAUUCCCUGACCUGGGUGCCUUCUACGGAUUGUCAUACGCCCAUCUGUCGUAAAAAUUCAAACAAGUUGUACAGUCCAAACACUUCAUCUACCGCUGUUAACCUUCAUCAAAAGGAAUCGAUUAAAUUUGAUGAAGGCGUUUGCAUUGACGUUAGACUUUAUAGAGACACUGUUUCUGUAGCUGGAAUUGAAGUACCCAAUCAAUUGUUUGGUGCUGCUUAUAGUGUUAAAGGACUUGAUGAAGAUCAUUUUGGCUUCCUUGGCUUAGGUAACUAUGCUGACGGAGGCGAUGUUCGCUUAUCAUCUAGCAAUUCAUCUUCUUCUCUCACAAAACGUCAAAGUGGUGGUAAUGGCGCUUUUGCUCCCAAUGCUUUCCAGUUAGGCGCUCAGCAAGGAUCUGCACAGUUUGGCUUUUACACCACCAGCCCAUCAUCAGGAUUCUAUCAAAAGAGAAAUAACGAUGGACACAACGGAGAGUUCAUCAUUGGCGGUAUUGAUCACAAUGUUUACAAAGGAGGUAUUGCUUACUUCAAGCUGCCUACCUGCGACUAUGGCGAUUCUCCUUAUUGGAAGACAGAACUCAAGUGUGUCAAAUUGGGCAACAAGAUCGAUGUCAAAUUAGCUCCCAAGACAUUGGCUUCUUUUAGCACAGGCACCUCUCAUAUGCUUGCGCCUUCCCAUCAAGCCGAUUUGCUUCAUGCUGCUCUUGAUGCUCAUUAUGAUGAAGACGAAGAUGUUUACAAGAUUGAUUGCUGCGAAGACUUGAGCAAGUUCCCUGACUUGAAGUUUGAUUUCCAUGGCUAUCGUAUUACUUUGCCUCCCAAGGCUUACCUCAAGAAGGACAAUGACAAGCAAUGUCACAGUUUGAUCGGUCGUAACACAGAUGACAAAAACUGGAUCUUGGGUGGUUACUUCUCUCAGUGGUUCUACCAAGUCUAUGAUGCCAGUAACUCACAAAUCGGUCUUGCUCUUACAAAGGGCGAAUCUGAUGUCAAGAUUGAUAAGCUUCAUUAA
Messenger RNA from Rhizopus microsporus ATCC 52813, 1194 nucleotides. Its product is annotated as acid protease. Gene Ontology annotation, molecular function: aspartic-type endopeptidase activity. NCBI's taxonomy places the organism in Eukaryota, Fungi, Mucoromycota, Mucoromycetes, Mucorales, Rhizopodaceae. The record is from RefSeq and is a predicted model, not a curated record. Bases 1 to 1194 code for a protein of 397 amino acids. Gene Ontology annotation, biological process: proteolysis. The transcript is spliced from 8 exons.